Messenger RNA from Histoplasma mississippiense, 1464 nucleotides. RefSeq lists its product as hypothetical. Gene Ontology annotation, cellular component: nucleolus. Gene Ontology annotation, biological process: rRNA processing. Gene Ontology annotation, molecular function: RNA binding; ATP binding; RNA helicase activity. The record is from RefSeq and is a predicted model, not a curated record. The transcript has 3 exons. Lineage: Eukaryota; Fungi; Ascomycota; Eurotiomycetes; Onygenales; Ajellomycetaceae. The coding region runs from base 1 to 1464 and encodes 487 amino acids.
AUGGCUAAACGGAGUCGGAAUAUGGAAUCUAAUUCAGAGCGUUCUUCUAGACCAAAAAAAAAGUCCAAGGGAGAUGCUAAACCUGAGCAACCUCCCUACGUCCAAUCUGCCGAACUGGAUGCGGUGCCUCAGUCUGAGAUUGAUGAUUUCCUCAAGUCCAACACCAUUCAGAUUUCGGAUCCCUCGAUCAAAGAGACUUUACGUCCUAUCACUGCGUUCUCUUACCUGCCUUCAGAUUCUAAUCAGCUGUAUGGGCCUCUAGAGCACUUUUCAAAACCGACCCCAAUUCAAUCAGUCACCUGGCCAUAUUUAUUCGCAGGCAGAGAUGUCAUCGGUGUCGCUGAAACCGGAAGUGGGAAAACAUUGGCCUUCGGCGUCCCGUGUAUUCGGAAAGUGUUGGAAAUCAAUGCUUCUCACUCAUCAUUCCGAAUCUCUGCUGUUAUCAUUACACCUACUAGAGAGCUGGCAAUGCAAAUCCAUGACCAGCUAGUCAAGUUCACCCCGAAUGGCGUAGGCCUAGCAUGCAUAUACGGAGGUGCCUCGAAGGACGAUCAGCGCCGUGCACUGAAGAAGGCGUCCGUUAUUGUUGCAACACCAGGGAGGUUAAAGGAUUUUCACAGUGACGAGUCCUUGAACUUGAAAAAAGUGAAGUACCUUGUGUUAGAUGAAGCCGACAGGAUGCUGGAUAAAGGGUUCGAGCAAGAUAUCAAAGAUAUCGUAAGCGCCAUGCCUUCGUCAAGGAAACGCCAGACAGUCAUGUUCACCGCAACUUGGCCUAUUAGUGUACGGAAGCUCGCAACUACCUUUAUGAAAGAGCCGGUCACGGUUACGAUUGGAGGCGAUCUCUCUUCCGACAUCCGUGCUAACACGAGGAUCAAGCAGAUUGUGGAGGUUGUAAAACCAGAGAAUAAAGAGAGUCGGCUUUUGUCCUUAUUGAACCAAUAUCAAAGGGGCAGGAAUGCUAUGGAUAAAGUGUUGGUAUUCUGUCUUUACAAAAAGGAGGCGACUCGUAUUGAGCGAUUUAUCCGUUCUAAGGGUUUCAAGGUUGCGGGUAUUCAUGGUGACAUGAACCAGACAGAACGCUUCAACAGCCUGGAUGCAUUCAAAUCAGGUUCUGUACCUGUUCUGGUUGCCACAGAUGUGGCCGCCCGUGGACUAGACAUUCCAGCCGUCAAGCUAGUCCUAAAUGUCACAUUUCCCUUGACAGUUGAAGACUAUGUCCAUCGAAUUGGAAGGACUGGUCGGGCUGGUUCGGAUGGGUUGGCGAUUACGAUGUUCACCGAGAAUGAUAAAGCAUUGUCUGGAGGAUUAGUUAAUAUCUUGAAGGGAGCUAACCAAGAUAUACCCGAAGCACUCUUAAAAUUCGGUACCACUGUGAAAAAGAAGCAGCACGAUUCUUAUGGCGCGUUUUUCAGGGAGGCUGACACCAUGAAAACGGCCACUAAAAUCAAGUUUGAUGAUUAG